This is a messenger RNA of Globicephala melas (long-finned pilot whale), 933 nucleotides long. Its product is annotated as homeobox protein ESX1-like. The record is from RefSeq and is a predicted model, not a curated record. Gene Ontology annotation, molecular function: DNA binding. Lineage: Eukaryota; Metazoa; Chordata; Mammalia; Artiodactyla; Delphinidae.
AUGGAGCGUCAGCCGCAGAGCAGCCACGAUGCCUAUGACGUCACGUUUGCAGCCAUUGCCCGCUUCUUCAAGCUGGGGGUCGAAGAGGAGCGGGAAGAAGCGAAAGAGGUGAAGCCCGCGGAGAUGUCGCCUCCCGGAGAAGGGGGAGAGGAGCAGAAGGUUCAGUCCGAACCGGAGCAGGGAGCAGCCGCGGAUGGGAAAGAGGCGGGAGACGAAGGAGAAGGAAAGGAAGGCUGCGAGGUCAGCGUCGGAGCCGCCGGCCCCGCGGACGGUGGUGAAGGCGGAGAGCAGGGCGUCGAGGAGCAGCCCCCGCGGGCCGCCGUCGAGGGUCCCGAGGCCGCAGACGGGCAGCGGCGGGGCCCCCGCGCCAGGUUCACGCACGUGCAGGUGCAGGACCUGGAGCGCGUUUUCCAGCACACUCAGUACCCCAGCGCACGCAUGCGACAGGAGCUUACAAGGUGCAUGGGUGUGACUGAAGACAAAGUGAAGGUUUGGUUUAGGAGUAGAAGGGCCAAGUGUCGGAGACAUCAGAGGGCAGUAAUGCUCAGAAACGUGCCCCACGUGCCCCCGGUCCUCCCUGCUGUCGUCAGCGUGUGUCGACCCUGCAGUGCCAUUCUGCUUCAGGAGCUGGAUUGGGUCCACGUUUUUCUGGAGCAAGUGCCGCUGGAGCUGCCUCUGCUGCCCGGGGCGCCCAUGCCACCCAUACCGUGUGGGCCACCCAUGCCGCCUGUGCCACCUAACCUGCCCGUGCCACCUGUGCCACCUGAGCCACCUGUGCCACCCUUGCCACCCUUUCCUCCUAUGCUGUUGCCGCCUCCGCCCUGUCAUCUUCCACACGUGCUUCACUGUAGGUGCCCUCAUGUGGCAUGGCGUCGUUCCUUUCCAUUGGAGAUCCUUCAGCUGCCCCGACUUUCUAUUGAAUUGUGUCUGUGA